AUAUCAUCAGACAAAUGUCAAAUGGCGAAAAACGUAAAUAUGUGUAUUAUUAUUUUAGAAAAUCGUGUUUCUUGAAUUAAUUUGCUGAAAAUGGAUACUAAAAUGGAGCAGGACGAUCAAUUCAUAAACUCCGACGUGUUUAACGUCCAUGACAUCGCUGAAAUAGAAGACUUUCUCAGUGGUUGUGAUGGAGAUUUUAUGAAGACGCUUGAAGAUGAACUGGCUCGAGUGGAUAAUGAUCCUUUAUUACUCAGUGUUGACACUAAAGUUAAGACGGAAGUUGCGGUGCAACCGCAAGUUUCCCCUAGCUAUAACCCUACUGGAAACCCUAUGGUGUCUCAGUACACUCACAGAGCGAAGGCACAGUCAUUAGCAACUCCAAAAGCGAAAAGCAGUCCGGUGCAAGGGGUUUAUGCCAGAGAAGAGAGUUACAAUUUGUCUAUUCAUGAUGGUCCACCAUUGCCUGAUGUUACGCAGCACGGACACAGUAGGCCACCAGCACCAAGUCCCAUGAUUGUACAGCAGGUGGUUCAGAGCCCUCUCUAUGUGAAUUUGGCUCCAAAUGUCCAACCCCUGCCUGAAACUAGACCAUCAGUGAUGCAAAUAGAUGGGGCUACACAAAUCAACCAUGUAAACAAGGCAAAGCCGCCUAACCAGCCUUUGUUAAUCCAAAACAAUACCAAAGGAGUAACACCUCUUAUUUUAAAAACUUCUGAUGCAAGUUUUUCUCCAGUUGUGUUACAGUCUAAUAUAUUCAACCCAGAAACGCAAACUUUCAUGUAUACCAGUGCUCCUGUGCAAAGAGCGACUCCUAUCAUCACAAACACGAAAUCGAAUAUAGAGAGCAAGCCUAUCCAUACAUUUUUCACCAGCAACAAUGGACCGACUCUCCUAACAGGGAUCCCAGUUGUCUUAGAGGGAGAAAAGAUAACUCUAAGCCAUGCCCCCAAUAUGGGAGUACCAAAAGUAAAGGAAGUCAAAAGAAGUGCGCACAAUGCUAUCGAGAGACGUUAUAGAACAAGUAUAAAUGAUAGAAUUGUAGAAUUAAAGAAUAUGCUAGUUGGAGAGGAAGCUAAAUUGAACAAAUCAGCUAUAUUAAGAAAGACGAUAGAAUAUAUCAAGUACCUGCAGAAUCAGAAUACUCGUCUCAAGCAAGAGAAUGUGGCCUUGAAACUGGCAUUCCAGAAGUCUGGAGUGAAAGAACCACAGUUUGAUGUGACCUACACACCUCCACGAAGUGAUAUCUCUUCACCAUCAAGCUCUCAACAUGGAUUUGAUAGUGAUUCUCCAUCAUCACCUGAAUACAAGGUGGAAGACAAAUAUUCAAAUUCGAAAAUCGUUAUGGGAAUGGGCGAUCACUCCCGACUGGCGUUAUGCGCCUUCAUGGUUGGUUUGAUAGCAUUCAACCCCUUCAGUGCGUUCUUUGGAAACUUUAUGCUCGAAUCUUCUGUAACAGACUUCUCAGCGAGAGUGGAUCAAAGAAAAAUAUUGGCAGAUACUGAUGAUUUUGGUCCUACUGGCACAUCAUGGGGAACAUGGCUGUUUAGUAUGUUCUUCAUAUAUCUAAUAAAUUUCUUUAUACUGGGAGGCUGUCUGAUAAAAUUACUUGUUUAUGGAGAUUCUGUACCCAAGUCACAAUCUAAAGAAGCUGGACUUUUUUACAAACACAAACGGCAAGCUGAAAAUUAUUUGAAAAAGGAUGACUUAGAUAACGCAAGGUUAGAGUUACAUCGGAGUCUAGCAGUCUGCGGGAAGAGUGUGCAGGCAGGAGGUCAAGGUCACGCGAAGUAUUCCGCUGUGGCCGCCGCUGUGCUCCGGCAGAUGCUGCAGAGACUACCCUUCGGAUCCUUCCUUGCUCGGCGCGCUGGCGAUUUGUGGAGCGAUAGUCCUGCAAGAAGGGCAACGCAACACUGGGCUGCAGAAGUAUCGGCUGUGUCUCAUCGCCUCGCUCAACUGGAGAUAUUAUCAAGUCACAGUGGACGCAGUGAACGGAUUCUAUUAGCCCUCCAAGCGGUGAACUUAGCCGAGGUGACGGGCAACAGACAUCUACUGGCUGACACCUAUGUUACUGCAGCUUUAGUGUUCAAGGAUAAUAUGCCGAAGAUCGGGAACUGGUUAUGUGGCUACUACCUGCGGCUGUGCGUGUGGUGGUGCGCGGACGGGCUGUCGGAGUGGGGCGUGCGGCUGCGCUGGGUGGGCAGCGCGCGCGGCGCCCGCUUCCUGCGCGCGCGCCGCUGGAGCUACGAGCGCUGCCCGCCGCCCGCCGCGCUCUUCUGCCGCCUGCCCGACCCCGCCGACCCGCUCGCCUACGCUAUGAGGGCAUAUCAUCUGGAGCUUCUACAAAAGAGUCUGCAGAUGCUGUUGUGUGCUGACGAGCGAAGCAACACGCGCGACGUGCUCGAACUUAUCAAACUGAUCACUGAUGAUGUCUCGACUGACGCUCCACACCAUACAGGCUGCUGGGAUCCCGUAAUGGAAUGGUGGGCAAACAUAGUGGGCGUGGCUGCAACUUGGUUGUUGGCCGACACUGGGAAAGCUGUUGAAAUUGGUGACCGUCUGAACAUGCUACCUGAACCACUAGCCAAUUGUGAAGACCCCUUGCCUGGGGCAUUGCAUAUGGCGUACAAAAGCAGGCGCGGGCUAUUGAGCCUCGCUCAGUGUCGAGAUGAACGUUCGUUCGAGAGGACUGCGGAGACCAUUCUCAAGGUUUGUGACAUCGCUGGAACCAGGUUAGCUGAUUCUUUGGCGUACUAUUGCUGCCGAAAACCAACACAGCUUAUGCUGUUGAUGCAAGUCCUGUGCUGCGACUGGGUGCUGGAGGUCCGCGCGGGCGUGUGGGAGGCGAGCGCGGACCGCGCGGGCGCGGCGGGGCCCGACGCCUACUGCGGGCCCGCGCCGCACGCGCAGCUCAGGGCCUUCCAAAGGGACUUGCAUUCCUUGAGGAGGAUAUCACAGAACUUACCGUGGGUGACAUCCCGCGUGUUCCUGCAGUCGGCGGUGUGUCGCAUGAUGGCGGGCGCGGCCCCGCGUCGCACGCAGCAGCUGCUGGACGGCAGUCUGCGGCCCCGGUUCAACCGCUCCUCCAUCAUCUGCGGGAAAGAACGCGCACUAGAGGGCGGUGGCGGCGAUGGCGAGCGCGCAGUAGCUCUCUACAUGGCCUGCAAGCACCUCCCCGCCGCAGUACUGGCCGCGCCGGGCGAGCGGGCGGGAAUGCUGGCGCAGGCCGCCGCCACGCUGCAGAAGAUAGGCCAUCGCAGUCGCCUGCCGCACUGCUACCAUCUCAUGAAGUCCAUAGGAACCAUGCCCACAGCACCUUAGACGUAAUUUAGGCUAACUUUUAUAAAUAUGUAUCCAUUAUCCAUUAUUAUACUGAAUCAAAUUCAUUCGCAAUGUAAUAAAUUGUUUUAUAUGAGG
Molecule: messenger RNA, 3414 nt
Organism: Trichoplusia ni (cabbage looper)
Lineage: Eukaryota; Metazoa; Arthropoda; Insecta; Lepidoptera; Noctuidae
Gene: SREBP
Product: sterol regulatory element-binding protein 1
Exons: 16
Coding region: 91-3318 (1075 amino acids)
Biological process (GO): regulation of transcription by RNA polymerase II
Cellular component (GO): nucleus
Molecular function (GO): protein dimerization activity; RNA polymerase II cis-regulatory region sequence-specific DNA binding; DNA-binding transcription factor activity, RNA polymerase II-specific
Source: RefSeq, a predicted model, not a curated record